Danio rerio (zebrafish) is the source of this 1329-nucleotide messenger RNA. It is a transcript of the gene porcn, whose product is annotated as porcupine O-acyltransferase. The record is from RefSeq and is marked provisional. Gene Ontology annotation, cellular component: endoplasmic reticulum membrane. NCBI's taxonomy places the organism in Eukaryota, Metazoa, Chordata, Actinopteri, Cypriniformes, Danionidae. Gene Ontology annotation, molecular function: acyltransferase activity, transferring groups other than amino-acyl groups; palmitoleoyltransferase activity.
AUGGGAUCUCUGAGCAGACAGGCCUUCUUCCAGGAACUGGUAUCCGGUUGCUUGCUUCCGACCGUCCAGCAGGGUCUAGAACAAGUAUGGCAGCUUUUACUCAUCUGCCUCGUCUGCAGGCUGUCAUGGAGAUUGGGUCUGCCCAAUUUCUUGAAACACCUGAGUACAGUGGUGGGCGGUUUUUACACACUUUACCUGUUCUUCGAGCUGCACAUGGUCUGGGUGGUUCUGCUCAGCCUUCUCUGCUACCUCAUCCUCUUCUUGUGUCGUCACUCAAGCAGUCGUGGACCCUUUCUGUCCAUCACAAUCCUCAUCUACCUCCUCCUGGGAGAGUUGCACAUGAUGGAUACAACAACCUGGCACAAAAUGAGAGGUUCUCAGAUGGUAGUAGCCAUGAAGGCAGUUUCUCUUGCCUUUGAUUUGGACAAAGGCAUAGUGGACAAAGUACCCUCUCCAGUGGAGUUCAUGGGCUACAUUUACUUUGUGGGGACAGUGAUCUUUGGGCCCUGGAUCAGUUUUAACAGCUACAUGGAUGCAGUAGAGAGCCGAAAACUUAGCAUCUCCUGGUUUAUGAAGUCCUUCAUCAGCUCUGUGAAGAGCCAGCUCUGCCUCCUCAUUUCCAACUGUGUUGCACCUUAUCUUUUUCCCUAUUUCAUCCCAGUUUUUGGAAACAAGCUACUCCGAAAGUGGCUGCAGGCGUACGAGAACAGCCUGUCCUUCCACUUCAGUAAUUACUUUGUGAGUUUCCUCGGUGAGACGACCACCACGCUGGCAGGUGCAGGAUUCACAGAGGAGAAGGACAAUCUGAAGUGGGACAUGACAAUUGCAAAGCCGCUAUAUGUUGAGUUUCCCAGGUCUAUGGUGGAAGUGGUCACGUCAUGGAACCUGCCCAUGUCCCGCUGGCUCAACACCUAUGUGUUUAGGAAGGCUCUCAGGUACGGGAGCUUCACUGCCAUUAUCAUGACAUACACAGCAAGCGCUUUGCUUCAUGGCUUGAGCUUCCACAUUGGAGCAGUAUUAUUGACACUAGGCUUCAUAACAUAUAUUGAACACGUGCUGAGGAAAAGAUUGUCAGCCAUUUUGAAUGCGUGUGUCCUCUCUAAGAGAUGCCCGUCUGACUGCAAACACAGACAUAAAAAGGAGUUGUGGGUGUAUUUAAUUAAUGGGACGUUUAGCAUGUUAGCACUGCUACAUUUGACAUACCUGGGAUCAGAUUUUCGUCCACAGGAUGGCGUUGCCAGCCACACCAUUCAGAAGUGGACUCAGCUCAGCUGGACCAGCCACUGGCUGACCUUCGCCCUUUGGGUCUUCUAUCGCCUUAUCCUAUAA